Messenger RNA from Suillus clintonianus, 661 nucleotides. Its product is annotated as mitochondrial 30S ribosomal protein S13. Gene Ontology annotation, biological process: translation. The transcript is spliced from 2 exons. Gene Ontology annotation, molecular function: structural constituent of ribosome; RNA binding. Bases 61 to 561 code for a protein of 166 amino acids. Lineage: Eukaryota; Fungi; Basidiomycota; Agaricomycetes; Boletales; Suillaceae. The record is from RefSeq and is a predicted model, not a curated record. Gene Ontology annotation, cellular component: mitochondrion; ribosome; small ribosomal subunit.
AUUACUUUUCAAGCAAGCUGAAGUUGAGUUCCUCUCAAUAAUUGUUGUCCGCAGUGAAACAUGGUUCACGUCUUGGGGGUGCAGCUCCCAGACUACCAAUAUGCAAGGUUCGCGUUGACUGCAUUCUAUGGCAUUGGCCACAAAACUGCACAUCGACUUUGUGCACGUCUUCAGAUUCACGACAAGUGCAAAGUUCGAAGUCUAACACCUCAUCAAAUCACAGAACUUGCCUCAUUCCUUUCCUCACCUUCUACUUCAACUCCCAUUCCUCGCUUUCCAUUAGCCACGUCGUCCUAUAGACCUCCACCGGCCUCAACUCCACUCGCGGCCCUGAAGGAGGAGACGAAGAAGUUCUCGCAAAGGGCAUGGGCAGAUCCGUUGAAAAACAUCAAGAUUGAGAGCGAAGCAAGGAGAGUGGUCAAGGAUAAUAUUGCGCAUCAACGCAUGAUAGGCAGUUACGUCGGAAAGAGGCAUGCCAUGGGUUUGCCAGUCCGCGGCCAGAAUACCCAAAACAACGCGCGGACCGCGAAGAAACUCAACAGGGUCGAUCGUCGUGGCUGAGGGUGUUUAUUAUGUAUGUCCCUAUAUCCUCGGAAGUCCACUCCGCGCUUGUCCCGUAUUCGUUUUCUAGAUAAUACACUUUUCCUAAGUACAAAAUGAU